AUGCCUGAAAAAAUUGAAAUGACAACUAAUGAACAAAACAAAAAAUCAACAUAUGUAGGUGCACUACCAGAUAUGCCAAUGGAAGCUCUUCUUUCACUUGGUCCACCAAAUAAUUGUGGUACUGUACCAACAAUUCGACUUUUUCUUGCUAAGUAUCAUGCAUUUCCAUGUACAUUACUUUGUGCUGCUGAUGAUACAAGUGCAUUAUUACAUACAACAACAAUUGUUGAUUAUAUUCGUGAUGAAUUAAAACAUGAUUUACAUACGGAUCGUAUAUCUCGAAAUUAUAAUCGACAAGCUAAACAAAUCUAUAUUGAUUCACGUUUAUCAGAUUUAGGCAAUGGUAUUAUGAUUGAAAUAGCUGAUUCUUACUUUUGUCAUGAUGAUGUACAAAAUCCAAAUAAAUUAAAACCAGAUCAUUCAGAUGAUUAUUUUUUAGUUGCAUCACAAGUAACCAUUUAUUAUUUACCUGAACAUGAUACAUUUGUACAAGAUUUAGCAAUGCGUUUUUCUAAAAUGACUAUAUUUUCAUCAAAAUCAUGUACUUUAAAUAUGGUAUGUCGUAAUCAACAUGGUUAUUAUCUGACUAGUAUUAAUAUUAAAAAACCAUUAAUUACUGAUCUUGCUCUUCAUUAUGGUAAAAAUUUUGUUCCUGUACAUGAAAAAAUUAUUAAAAAUUUAAAUAAAAAAGAAGGAAAAGGUAUUGUUCUUCUACAUGGUAUUCCAGGUUCAGGAAAAACACAUUAUAUUCGAUAUUUAAUUCAUGAAAUUGAAGAAAAAACUUUAGUUUAUGUACCACCAGAUAUGGCAAAAGAAAUUUCUUCACCAGAAUUUCUUCCAUUUCUUAUGCAAUAUCAAAAUUCAGUUCUUAUUAUUGAAGAUGCUGAAAAUAUAAUUAAAGAUCGAAAUGAAUGUUUAAUACCAUCACAAGCCGUUGCUAAUCUUCUUAAUUUAUCUGAUGGUUUAUUAGGUGAUGCUAUGCAUCAACAAAUAAUUGCAACAUUUAAUUGUGAUUUAACAAAAAUUGAUCCAGCUUUAUUACGUAAAGGACGUUUAAUUGCAAAUUAUGAAUUUAAUGAAUUAGAUACAGAAAGUUCAAAAAUUCUUUCAGAUAAAUUAGGAUUUGGUACUGAAAAUAUAACUGUACCAAUGACACUUGCUGAAAUUUAUAAUCAAGGUGAAAGUUCUGAAGAAUCAACUGUGAAUGGACAUGAAUCAAUAACGAAUGAAGAAAAAUGA
Rotaria sordida is the source of this 1239-nucleotide messenger RNA. The record is from the annotation of a GenBank genome assembly. Lineage: Eukaryota; Metazoa; Rotifera; Eurotatoria; Philodinida; Philodinidae.